Messenger RNA from Entamoeba dispar SAW760, 3702 nucleotides. RefSeq names its product serine-threonine protein kinase, putative. Bases 1 to 3702 code for a protein of 1233 amino acids. Gene Ontology annotation, biological process: protein phosphorylation. The transcript has a single exon. NCBI's taxonomy places the organism in Eukaryota, Evosea, Mastigamoebida, Endamoebidae. Gene Ontology annotation, molecular function: ATP binding; protein kinase activity. The record is from RefSeq and is a predicted model, not a curated record.
AUGUUUCUUCUCUUUUUUAUAUUUAUCUUUUCUUCAUUUAGUGAAGAUUAUGGAGUUUGUUCACCAGGAUUUGCAAUAUCAUCUCCUUCUUAUUAUAUCUCUAAAAUAUCAGGAAUAUUUACAACACCAUAUUUUUGUGUUGAAAUGAAUUUAAGAGCAACAAGAAUUGAAGAAAGUGCUAAAGCAUUUAUUGUUGGAUUUAGUAAUUUUGGGUUAAUUUAUUCAAAUGAAAAUGAUACAGCUAAAGUAUCAAUAUUAUAUUAUAAUUCAGAACAAAAAAUUGAAAAAAUAUUUUCACCAUCUUAUUUUGAAUGGUAUGAUGUUUGUUUAAGUGCAUCAGAAGAUAAUUUAAUUAGUGUAUAUAUUAAUGGUAAAAAACAAACAACUACAUAUCAAGCAAAUCAAAUAAUUAAAGAAAAUGAUAAUAUUUUUAUGUUAUGUACUUCAUCACAAAUAUAUAAUAUUGGAACUAUAAGUGGAUUUAUUUAUGGAAGUCAUAUAUUAACAGAAGAAGAAGUUAUUAAUUAUCAUACAAAACAUAUUAGUCCAUCAAAUGUUAUAUUUAAACAAAAAGCAAGAUUAUCAUAUACUAGUGGAAAUGCAGUUUUUUUUAAUAAUUUAUUAUUUUAUGGAGGAACUAAAAUAUCUGGAGGAAUAAGUAAUUUAAAAACAUCAGUAGGUAUUCCUUUAAUUGAUGAUGGAUGUUAUGAUGGAGCAUUAGAAAAAUUAGCAAUGAGAAGAACAGAUCUUAUUCCAGAUAUUACUAUUAAUAAAGAAAAUUUAGUUACUUUACCAUUUGUUGAAAUAUCUAAUAUGAAAACACAUAAUUCAUAUUUUAUUUUUAAUAAAGAAGGAUCAAUUACAAUUAAUACAUUAGAUACAAAUAUUAAACGAUUUGUUAGAUUAGAAUUUGAUGUUCAAGGAAAUUUUAUUAUUCAAUAUCAAAUGAAUAAUCAAUGGUAUAAUGGAAUAAAUAUUAAAGCAAAUUAUUUUACACCAAAUUAUGUAUUAUAUCUUCCAUAUUAUCUUCUUGGAUCACAAGUAACAUUAAGAAUUAUAACAAUAUCAAUACCAACAUCUGAAAUUAAUCUUUCACUUGAUCCAUUUAUUAAAGAAAUAAGAAUUCAUUAUGGAAUAUGUAAUGGACAUAAUGGAAUGUUUUGUGCUAUUGAUAAUUCAUUUGGAAUUUGUUCAUCAAAUGAAUGUAAUCCUAAAUCAAAAUUAUCAACAAAAACAUUUGAUUUUAAUAAUUAUAAUAUUCCAUCAAGUGUUUCAAGUAUUAUUUUAAAAUCAAAAGAAAAUAAUAAUGUAUUUCUUACAUCAUAUCAAAUAAAAAAUUCAUUAAUAGGAGAAGGAAUUGAUACUAUUUUAGAUACACCAAAUUCUAAAUAUUUUAAAUUUAGUCAAAAUGAAGUAUCAUUUUUAGAAGUAUCAUCAUAUGAUAUUCCAUCAGGAUGGGGAAAAUAUACAAAUGAAUAUACAUAUCUUGUUACAGUUAAAAUAGAAAAUUCAACAACAACAUUAUUUAAAACAUCUUUUUUUGGAUUUACUAUGCAAACAUUAAAUAUUAAUCUUUAUAAAGGAAAACCAACAUUAUCAAUUCUUACAGUAUUAGAAACAAAAGAAAUACCAAUUAAUAAAUGGGUAAAAAUUGGACUUACAGUAAAUUCAACAAGUCUUACAAUGGCAUGUGAUGGAAAAAUUGUACUUAGAGCAAAAAAUGAACAAUAUGUAGAUUAUCUUUCAUCUACAGCAUUUAAAUUUGAAGCAGUAAGAAUGUAUGGAAAUUCAUUUGCAUCAAUUCAAGAAUAUCCUAUUGCUGUUACAGAUAAUGUAUUAAAUACAUUAACAAUAACUGGACUUACAAUAGAUAAUACAUGUUCAACAACAUUACCAAAUAUUUGUAUUAAUAAAAAAGCAUAUUCUCCAUUUGAAAAAAGUUGUUCAAUUAAUUGUAUUGAAUGUGAAAAUGGAAUAUGUCAAGAAUGUAUGAAUAAUUUUGAUUUAUCAACAGGAUGUACAAAAUGUAAAAAAAGAUAUAGUGGAGAAUUAUGUAAUGAAUGUGCAUCAGGAUAUAAAGGAUAUCCUGAAUGUAAAAAUUAUACUACAUCUAUUAUUAUUAUUUCAAUAAUUGGAGGAAUAUUUUUAAUUAUUAUAUUUAUUAUAAUAAUUAUUAUAAUAAUUAUUUUAUUAAGAAAAAGAAAAAUUAAACAAUUAAAAGAAAUAGAAGAAGAUGAAAUGAAAGCAUUAGAAAAUAAUGGAACAGCUCAAUUACUUAAAAAUGCAAGAAAAAAGAAAGUUAUUGUUGGUACAGAAACAUUAAUUGAACUUGGAAAUAAUAUUUAUAUUAAUAAAGCACAUUUAGAUUUUAAUUUAGAUGGAAUAGAACCUGAUAUUGAUACUCCAUUAUUAGAUACUUUAUUAAUUAAAAAUCAUACAGAUAAACAAUUUGUUAUUUGGAUUCAAGUACCAAAAAAAGAUAAAUUCUUUUUACAAUCAGAUAUAGAAAAAGAAAUUCUUGAACCUAGAGCAGAAAUGAAUAUUCAUUUUGAAAUUCAAUUACAUUGUAAUUGUUCAUGUAAAGAAAAAAUUAUUAUUAGAAUAGAAAAUACUAAAACAAAAGAAGAAGAAACUGGAACUAUUGCUUUAGCUAUUUCAACUUAUAAAAGUAAUAAAAUUGAUUUUGAUGAAAUUGAAUUAAAACAACCACCUUUAGGUGAUGGUGCAUUUGGUGUUGUUUAUAGAGGAACUUAUAGAGGAAUUGAAGUUGCUGUAAAAAAAUUAAAAGAAAGAACUGAUAAUAUAGGAGCAAAACAAGAAUUUAAUAAAGAAGUAACAUUAAUGACUAGACUUAGAGGACCAUAUAUUGUUGGAUUUAUUGGAGCAUGUUAUCUUGAAAAAAAAAUGUGUAUAGCAAUUGAAUUUGCUCCUAAUGGAUCAUUAGGUCAUAUAUUAAAGAAAAUUAAAUUAACUUAUGAACAAAAAUUAAAAUUUAUGAUUGAUUGUUGUAAAGGUAUGACAAUGAUGCAUUCUUUUAAUAUUAUUCAUAGAGAUCUUAAACCUGAUAAUUUAUUAAUGUUUUGUGUAGAUCAAAUUAAUCCAAUGAUAGUUAAUUGUAAAAUAACUGAUUUUGGUACAUCUAGAGCAGUACAAGAAUAUGAAGGAAAUUAUACUUGUGGAGUAGGUACUCCUGUAUAUAUGGCACCUGAAUUACUUAGUAAAGAACCUUAUACAAUAACAGCAGAUCAAUUUAGUUUUGCUAUUAUGAUGUAUGAAGUAUAUAUUCAAGGAAAACCUUAUUCUUCUGAUCAAUUUAAAAUGCCUUGGGAUAUUGCUAAAUUUGUUAUUGCAGGAAAAAGAUUAGAACGUAAAGAUAAUAUGACUGAUGUUUGGUGGAAUAUUAUUACUCAAUGUUGGGAUCAUAUUCCUUCUAAAAGACCUACAUUUAAAGAUAUUACAAUUAUUUUACAAAAUGAACUUGCAAAAUUGAUUCCUUCAUUUGCAGAAAAUAAAGAAAUUACAUCUCCACAAAAAUUAAGAGAAGAAUCUAUAGAUCCAAAUAUGAAAACAAAUACAACAACUACUACAACUACUACUACUACAUUAACUUCUACAAUUAAUUCUGAUAUAGGAUAUAAUACAAAUCAAACUGGAAUGUCUAAAUUUAUUAAUACAACAACAGAUGACUUUGAAAUAAAUUAA